Messenger RNA from Rubroshorea leprosula, 1679 nucleotides. The record is from the annotation of a GenBank genome assembly. Lineage: Eukaryota; Viridiplantae; Streptophyta; Magnoliopsida; Malvales; Dipterocarpaceae.
AUCAUGAUUUUUAGUCGAGGAGUGGAGCCGACAAAAAUUCCUAAGUCUAAAAUAUUUCUCUUUAAUCUCUCAGAAUUCUUUCCCAUUCUAUAUAUUUUCCUUUUUUUCUCAAUAGAAGUCCUCGAUUAUCAUCUCAUCAUCUCUUCAAGACCCCAAUCUCAACCUCCUUCUUCUUCCUUUUUUUAGAUUUCCAUCUCUGCAAUUCCUCUCUAAAACCAUGGGGGAUCCAACCCGUAGGGUGGCCCAGUUAUUAAUACCUUAGAGUUCUGAAUGGUGUAUCUAGGCCCAUUAAAUGUAUCAUGUUUCACCAAACGAGUGUGUUAGAAGUUGGAGAGGUGUCAAAAUGUAUGGGUCACUGUCUGGUACUCUGAUACGGUGUUAUGGGAUUGGAAAACACGUGGGAUGGAUUGGUGUAGCUGAGUUAGUGGGUGGUUCAGUUAGGUUUCUUAGGAAAGUUGUUUUUUCAUAUUCAAGAAUGCAGGUUGGAAGAUGGUAGUAUUGUGGACCGCUCCACUUUCUCUUCUGUUUAAUUCAAAGUGAACCUACAACCAGCAUUUUCUUUAAUAAUUUUGAGUCUUUGACCUUUCAUGACAUAUUAUUUUAUAACUAUUUGUUCUAAAUUUUGAUUUGUAAUGUUUGUAAUGCAUGUAAAUAUUGUAAGACGGGUAGAGAUAAGUUAAAGUAUUUGUUGGUCAAACUAGUGUUAAAGCAGUCAGUGCUGUAAGGAACCUUCAGGAACCCAUUAGAAAACGUUUUAUUUUCACUCAUCUUUGCAGGCUAAUGCAGCAUCUGGAAUGGCAGUGCAUGAUGACUGCAAGCUAAAGUUUUUAGAGUUGAAGGCUAAAAGAACUUACCGCUUCAUAGUUUUUAAGAUUGAGGAGAAACAAAAGCAGGUUGUUGUGGAAAAAGUUGGUGAACCAACUCAAAGCUAUGAAGAUUUCACUGCAAGCCUCCCUGCUGAUGAGUGCCGAUAUGCUGUCUAUGAUUUUGACUUUGUCACUGAAGAGAAUUGCCAGAAAAGCAGGAUUUUCUUCAUUGCAUGGUCUCCUGACACAUCAAGGGUGAGAAGCAAGAUGAUUUAUGCUAGCUCCAAGGACCGGUUCAAGAGAGAGUUGGAUGGAAUUCAAGUUGAGUUGCAGGCAACUGAUCCUACUGAGAUGGGACUUGACGUCAUAAGAAGCCGUGCCAGCUAAAUGCAAGAUUCCUGCCAUUAGUAGUGGACAUUUUCUUGUUACCUACUGCUUAAAUGUUGAUAGGUUGUGGGGCUGUAUGAACCUACCUGAAUUAUGAUGUUGAGUUUGUUCCAAGUCUUAUGUUACAGGCUUGUUUUCCACAAAAAUAAGUUCAGUCAUUUUCUCUUCUAUCUUUUGUGAUUGGGAUUAUGUGAUGAGUGUCUCGUAGUUGAGCCUAUUGGAAGAGUUGUAUUAAGGAGAUAGGAAACACUCGUUUGGGGAUUAUUUUUGCAACUUGGUUAAUGGAUAUUUGGUAUCGGUUAGUCUUGCAUAAGCAGGUAGUUAUGGCACCGAAUAGAUUAAUGAAGUGCCUGUUUUUAUCGAUCGGUUUAUUUAGAUCUGAUCACAUUCUGUGUAAGUGCUAUCUUGCUAUCCUUGUUAUAACUAGUGAACAAACAGUUCCAUGAAAGGUGCAUUGGUCUUAUCACUGCUGAUUAAGGAGUGCAA